AUGAAACGUCCUCGUAGCGAUGCUGCCGUGUUUCCUUUGGCGAAGCCCCUGGCUGGGCGCUUCGUGUUGUACGGAAACAUCUGUGUAGAUUGCACGAUGCAAGUUCCCAGUUUUCCGCACCUUGGAUCCAGGGCUGGUGGUAGGAAAGAAGAUUCCAGCCUACGCGCCCAAAGUUUUGCCAAGAAGACGGGUGGCAACGGUGCCAACAGCUGCAUCGUUUUGGCGCAGUUGGUGAGAUCCAAAGGCACCAGACAUUGCGUGACUUUGUUGAGCAUCAUCCCAGAUCGGAAACAUUCCGAUGCCAUGUUCGCCAUCACCACCCUGGAGCGUCAUGGCGUGGACACCUCGCGGCUCCAGGAUGCCAGCCGCGACGUCACGGACGUUGGGCUGCCAACAAGCUUCGUGCUGCUCAGCGAGGACACGGGGGCGAGGACCAUCGUGUCCUCCAGGUGUGGCUUAAAGGAGAUGGAUGCAACUCAUUUCCAAGAAGCAUUGGCACAUUCCAAGGAUCUUUGCUGGUGCCAUUUGGAAUUUCGCCAGCCCGGUAUCCCGCAGAUGCUGCGUGCAUUGGCGGCGCUUCCGGCCACGCUUGGGAUCACAGCACCGGUGGCGUCGAUGGAAGUGGAGAAACCCAGCGUGGAGGUGCAGCAAGUGCUGCCGCUGUUGCACCUUUGCGACGUUGUCUUCUUUUCCAGCGACUUCAUCCGCGCCCGCGCUGCAGAUCUCCAGGUGGCACUUGGUAAUUGCGGAGACGACUGGCAGAACCAUGGGGCCCUGCGGUGCCUGCGGGCCAUGGCGACACAGGCGAGUGCCACGCGUGCUCUCCUCAUUUGCCCUUGGGGUUCCCUGGGAGCCUUUGCUCUCGACACAUCCUCCAGCGACGCCUUUUUCCAAGCGGCGGAAAAGGUGGAAGCAGUCGACUCCCUGGGAGCAGGUGAUACCUUCAUUGCUGCCAGCAUUUUUGCAUUGGCUUUCGGUGCCGGUCCCCAGGAUGCCCUGCGCUGCGCCUGCACAGUGGCUGGCCGCAAGGUGGCGCAACGCGGCCUGGAAAACUUGGCGCAGCUGUUGCCUGAGAUGCCGUGGCCGCACAAUGCCGGAGGUCAUUUGAAACAUUUUGGAACCUGUGCAGACAGGGGUUGCAACCUGGACACCGCCACCUGCCGCGCGGAAGCUCCCAGGGAUUGUGAGGUUGGUGCAUGGAGUCCAUGGAGGGUGAUUGACUUUCGUGUGGAGCAUGGCUUUUGCGACAAGGUGCAUCCGGCCAACCUGGACUGUCCCAUGGAUCUCUGGACCAGACGGAGCCAUGUCGGGGCGACCCGGGGUCCAGAAAUUGGGGAUGGUGACCGGAUGGCAUGCACUCAGCCAGAGCCCUCAGCAGACGGCUCACUUCAAAGCAUCGCCACGGGACUAGCGGAAGGUGAUCGUUGGUAUGACCACUUGGGGGUGGACUACACCUUUGACUGCACUGGGAAUGUGGAGGUCAUGCGUGCACCGCGGCUGGGGCGAGAGCUGCGUCAUUGGCGUGGCAGCCGCUGGCAAGGUGCCAGGGCUGCCUCGCCGGCGGAGUCGGUGCGGCGCUUGUAUAGCAAGCUGGAUGAGGAGUUGCUGCGAGGAGUGGCACUCAGUGAAUGCCUCAGGAACUGCGGCCAACAUUGGCAACGGCCUCUGGCGGAGAGCAUGCACGACAUCGAGAAGCAAAGCUAUGGCAAGAGUUUCAAAGUUGCCAGGUAUCACCAUUUCUUGAGCCACGAUUGGGAAACCAGCGGCACCAAAAAGGUCUCCUCUGUGCUACUCCUGACCAACUCGCUCGCCGCAUGUUUGGCCACCAUGUUCUGCAGCGUUUUGCUGGGCUUGGUGAGGGACACAAGGAGGCCUGAAGGCUUGCGACCUCAGAGGCAUGUGAGCAGCUUCCUACCGUAUGCGGCCUAUCUUUUCUUCCUUUUAUUUUGGCAAACUUUGCGGACAGCAGCCAGGAGACCCGUCGUUGUCUUUCAUGAUAGGCUGUGCAUUGCGCAGCAUGAUCGUGCUCUGAAACAGAAGGGUAUUCUGGGACUGUCAGCAUUUUUAGAUCGAUCAGAACAUAUGAUCAUUUUGUGGUCGCAUCGCUAUUUUACGCGCAUGUGGUGCUGUUAUGAGCUUGCCACUUAUCUCCGGCACCCAGAAGCUGUCAGACCUUUGACGUUGUUUGCAGUCGACAUGUCCGUCGUGAUACUCUUGCUGAAGGUCGUCGGAGUUCUAUUGAUUGUUCAAGCCCAGAUGAGGAAUUUGUUGCUGGGAGACGAUUUGCAGCUCCGUGUGCUCUUUGGUACACAGGCAAUCAUUGGCUUUAGCUUUUUCAGUUCCGUGGCGGUCUACUGGACCGUAGGGGUUUCCAAAGAUCUGACGGACCUGGAGCCGCAGCUCUCGGAGUUUCGGGUCCAGUUCGCUGAGACCUUCUGCUGCACCUCGCAGCACAUGGGGCCAUCCGGACAGGUGUUAGCCUGUGACCGGCAGCUGAUCUUUGAAGCCAUCAGGGACUGGUACGGCGCCGGCGAGACUGAGGAACAGCUGGAAGACUUCAACCGCACCGUGCGCGCGACGCUCAAGAGGAGGGCGCUGGAAGGGGCCCAGACGGCGACGGUGCCACUGAGCAUCAUGCUGUACAGCGCGUUGUGCACUGUGGCACCAUUGGUCUGUGAUGGCGUGACCCAUAUCAAAGCCAUCUGGCACUGGAGAUCUGAUGUGGGACCCUGGUUGGCGUUGUGGAGGUCUUUGGCAGUCUUGUCUUGGCUGGCGAGUUAUGCCUACACUGGCGUGCUUUGGUACCACGUGUUUGUGAAGGUGUGCCAGGUGCUGUAUCCCUAUUUGGAGAAGAUGACACGGUGGAAGCAGACCCUGCUGCCGUGGUGUGCCAACACAGGUCUCGGGCUCAUGAUGCUGGGGAUUUUUGUUUGGCCCUACGAAGUGUUGGAUCAAGCCGGCCAUGGAGAUUUCUGGCCCUUGCUGGCAGCAAUCUUGCCUUUGGCGGCUGGAAGGAUCGCUCGGCUACGAGGCGCAGAGGAGCAGGCGGGAGCAGGAUGGUCUUGCGAGAGCCAUGCAACGGUGGCCGGCCUUGUGCUGAGAGCUUCUCACGCCAGGAACCGAAGCUUGUUCCAUCCCGAUUUCGCCUCCCUGGAGAUGAGAAACUGGACCAAGGCGCUAGAGAUGCAGCUGCCGGGGUCUCUCAUCACCUUUGCUGCUUGCUUUGCAGUCAUGAAGCAUCACCUUGUGGUGCGAUGGGCAAAGAAAAGGAUGUCAGACACUGCAGCGGAGUGGGGCCCAGAUGGAGGUUUCUUGGCACUGGUGCUACACUUCUGGCGUCGCUGUCCACCGGAGACGCAUGAGGUGGACUGCGAACCCACAGACACCGGGGAUUUCCACUGCUUGACGUGCAAUAGCUCUGGCUACGUGGAAAGCGAUGCAGGCGCUUCACCUCAUCCUGCAGCCCACCCCGCGGCCUCCAACGGGCACGCCCGGGGCGCGGGCGAUGCCGGCCUCCCUCCCAUGCUGCGGAAUGGCGAGGCCAUGGCCUCAGCCUUCAGACACUUUCUUCAAGGUGUGGCAGGCGGUUUGCAAGAACCCGGGCCUGGACUCGAUGGCAUACAGAGGACUGUUGUGAGCGCCGUGAACAAUGGCGUGCAGCGGGUCAUUCACAAUACACAGGGGCUCAGUGAAGAGGAUCGAAUGUGGAUCCAACAGCAGGGAAACCAGAUGACGAUCAUUGCAUCAGGCGGCAUCAACAUUUUGAGGCAUGCAGGGCCUCUGGCAGUCUUUUUGGAACAACACCUUGGUCGAAAUUGGCAACAGCAGCAAUCUGGUCUGGAUGAAGGGACAAUCUCCAGGUGGUUAGAUGAGCGGCAGAUUCCCAUAGACAGCGUUUUGCCCAACAGUGGAUGCCCAUUGGGCCUGAAGCCCAAUGAGACCUGGAGCUGCAGCAUUUGCCUUACAGGGUGUACAGAGGAUGCCCCUGGGAAUGGAGGGAGCGAAUCUGCGCAGACAGAUCAAGAGAUUUGUUUGUUGUGCGACAGCGACGGCCAUACGUGGCACGUCUUCCACAAGAGUUGCGCCAAAGAAUGGUUGCAGCGAAGCGCUACUUGCCCCUUGUGCCGCCGGAAUUUGCACAUCACGUAG
Molecule: messenger RNA, 4149 nt
Organism: Cladocopium goreaui
Lineage: Eukaryota; Dinophyceae; Suessiales; Symbiodiniaceae
Source: the annotation of a GenBank genome assembly